AUGGCUGAACGUUUUCGACGACGAGAUAGUUUGACCGAUUUGCAUGAUGCUGUUCUCAAGAAUUCGAUAGUAGAACUACAGAGUCACAUUCACAAUGGUGUUCCGCUCGAUGUUACUGAUCAUGAAGGGAAAACAGCGCUGUAUUAUGCAUCUGAAAAAGGCUAUUUGUCUCUUGUUGAAGUACUCGUAAAAAAUGGAGCUGACAUGGAGAUAGUGAACAUAAAUGGAUCAUCCUGCCUUUGGGAAGCAUCUCAUCGUGGUUACGAUCAAAUAGUUUUGUAUGUUUUAAAAAGUGGUGCUAAUCCAAAUUCACAAGCCGACGAUCAGACAACAGCGCUCUAUUGGGCGUCAUAUAACGGUCACGCUAAAUGUGUUUACUAUUUAACGCGCUUCAAUGCUGAUCCAUCACAGACAAAGAAUACAGGCGCCAGUGCUUUGUUUGUUGCCGCUCGAAACGGCCAUCAUUGCAUAGUAAAGCACUUGCUAAAAUGCGGCGUAGAUGCAAAUCUCUGCCAACAAGAUAUGCGGAGCCCUAUACACACGGCACUUCUUUAUCAUCGAAAACGAUGUGUUAAAUUUUUGUUAAAGUGGAAUGUUUGUGUGACGAAUACUGACAUGUAUGGCUUGUCGGUUCUUCACUUUGCAGCCAAAUGCGGAAAGCUCAAAGCAGCAAGGAUUAUUUUAAAUCAUCUCAGGCGCCAUAACCUGCUAGAUACAGAUGCGUCGGAUAAUUUUGGAAACACUUGUCUUCAUCUGGCUGUUGUUUACGGUAACUAUAAGCUAGCCUGCUAUUUUAUCUCAAAAGGUUUCAAUAUAAAUAAGCAAAACAUUCAUGGCUGGUCGCCGCUACACAUGGCGGCGAUGGUCGGGAAUGAUUCUCUAUUAAAACAUAUGCUUGAGAAGAAAGCUGAUUGUUCGCUGGUCACGCGACAAAACGAGACGGGACAUCAGAUCGCCGGUCGAUAUCGUCGACAUUCGUCUGUUCAGCUAUUUCUGCCAAGUGAGCAGCUAUCAGUUGAUCCAUUAUUGAAUGUUAACACACUUCGAGACUAUUUGAGCCUGUUGUCAGUAACUAACACAAUCGGUGUUAUUAAAUACACGGAUGAGGAACAGUUGAUAAAAGAGGAAGUAGAAACAUACGUCAAGCAUCUUCUGAUUCAUGUCGAACAUUUGAAUUCCAUAUUCAAAUGUGAAAUAAUUCCGAGCGGUAGUUUCUAUGAGUACACACGUGUUGGUUUUCCGACUGAAUUCGAUUUUAUGAUUAAUCUCAUUUGGUUUGGAAGAAUAUGUGAAUUUCAACAACUCGAAGAGGAUCCAGCUGGUUUUGGUCGAUUAUUGGUAACGAAUGAUAAGACACACAAAGAACUGGAGCAGUAUAUCGAGCCAAUAACUCAAUGUCUAUCUUCCGAAAAGAUAAGAAAACGUUUUUAUCAACUGUUGACAUCAGCAAGAAGUCACGUAAUACGGAAAGAAUCAACCUGGAUGGCCGUCGUCAGCCAACAUUCCAUGUCCUGUAGAUAUUCUUAA
Didymodactylos carnosus is the source of this 1527-nucleotide messenger RNA. NCBI's taxonomy places the organism in Eukaryota, Metazoa, Rotifera, Eurotatoria, Philodinida, Philodinidae. The record is from the annotation of a GenBank genome assembly.